CGUUGGCUGAUUUCCUUUAAGUUGCUUCGCUUUGAGUGGAAAAAAAAAGCCCUCUGUGCUGCCCACGUUAACAUCGCCCCAGAUAGUACCCGCAGAAUUGGGGUUUGAUGUGUCCCCCAGCCAAUAAACUUUAAGUACUUAAGUGCUCCAAAUCAAAAAGUUAAAUUGUGCGACCUGUACGACCUACGGGUGGGAGCACAGCACCGUUACCUAAGUGGUGGGGUUUGAGCGCGCCCGGGCCUGGGGCAAGGGGGCAGCCGAGGUGACCAGGGUUUCCUGAGUACCCGCUGUGUGCCAGGCACUGUGCUAGGCCCUUGAGAAGCGCCCAGAACGAAAGUAAACAAGAUUCUGGCCACGGAGGCGCGCCAAGACAUCUCGACAGCCAACUAUCCCAUAGAGAAAAUACUUGCCGAGUCUGUUGUAUUUGAUCGUUUUGUAUUUCAGUAUGAUACCCUAUGUUUCCCCAUCACCCCAGGAGUCUGGGCGGAGACUGGACCACACCGUGGGAGAAUCUGCAGCGGUGCUGCUGGAGCAGACAUAUUUCUAGUUGCAUGAGGUGGCCUGGACACUAUUCCCGUGCUCCCUACCCGUACUUCAGUAGCAGGCACUUCUCUCUGAAGUGGAGGCCACCCUGUGUGUUUGCGUCUGGAACUCAGUUUCCAUACUGUAACUGGAUACCUGACCACCUGAACCAGACAGCCUUGAUUCAUCUGUCUAGUUACGUCAUGAACUCAGAGGGAGAUGAGCCUUCGUCAAAGCGAAGAAAACGCCAAGGCAUGAUAAAAAGGAAUUGGGAAUAUGUGUGUGACCAUAAUAAGGAAAAUGCCAAGAUCCUGGGAGAGGAAAAUGUCGAUCCCAGAUGUGAAGACAGCGAGAACAAGUUCGACUUUUCAGUGAUGUCCUAUAACAUACUUUCACAAGAUUUGUUGGAGGAUAAUUCACACCUGUACAGACACUGCCGGCGGCCAGUGUUACAUUGGAGUUUUAGAUUUCCCAAUAUUCUGAAAGAAAUUAAACACUUUGAUGCAGAUGUACUUUGUCUACAAGAAGUUCAAGAAGAUCAUUAUGGAAAAGAAAUCAGGCCAAGUCUGGAAUCACUGGGUUAUCACUGUGAGUAUAAGAUGCGCACAGGAAGGAAACCUGAUGGCUGUGCCAUUUGCUUUAAACAUUCCAAGUUUUCACUCUUAUCCGUGAACCCAGUGGAAUUCUACCGCCGUGAUAUCCCUCUCUUGGACAGAGACAAUAUUGGAUUAGUUUUACUCUUGCAGCCCAAAAUGCCCUGUGCCGCCUCUCCAGCUAUCUGUGUAGCUAAUACACAUCUGUUGUACAAUCCUCGGCGAGGUGACAUUAAGCUGACCCAGCUGGCAAUGCUACUGGCAGAGAUUUCCAGUGUUGCUCACCAGAGAGAUGGCAGUUUCUGCCCCAUUGUUAUGUGUGGUGACUUUAACUCUGUUCCUGGUUCUCCACUCUAUAGUUUCAUAAAGGAAGGAAGGUUGAAUUAUGAAGGACUUGCUAUAGGAAAGGUAUCUGGCCAAGAACAGUCUUCACGGGGACAAAGAAUUUUAUCUAUUCCCAUUUGGCCCCCAAACCUAGGUAUCUCCCAGAACUGUGUGUAUGAGGUACAGCAGGUACCAAAAGUAGAAACAUCAGAUGGCGACUUAACACAAACACAGCUGGAGAAAACAGAGGUCCUAGUAACAGCCGAAAAAUUAUCUUCAAGUUUACAGCACCAUUUCAGCUUGUCCUCCGUUUACUCACAUUACUUUCCUGACACUGGGAUUCCAGAAGUGACCACCUGUCAUUCCCGAAGUGCCAUAACUGUGGAUUAUAUUUUCUACUCUGCAGAAAAGGAAGACGUUGCUGGGCACCCAGGAGCUGUUGCUUUGGCUGGUGGCUUGAAACUUCUCGCGAGACUCUCGCUUCUCACAGAGGAAGACUUGUGGACUGUUAACGGACUUCCAAAUGAAAAUAAUUCCUCUGACCAUCUGCCUCUGUUGGCUAAGUUCAGACUUGAGCUCUGACUCUUCUUUGAUUAUGUACAUAAUUUUUUUCAAACUUACGUCCUUUUUCAGCACAUGUAAAGUUGUUGAAUGUUUGCAUGUUUAUUUUUGUGCUGUGGAGUAACAGAUACCAAAAGAAGUUUAUAAUAAUUUUCUCUUUCAAUAAUGAAAAAUAUUUUCCUGACAAGAUCUAAAUACUCUUUAUUGUAAAAGAGGUAUAAAUAUUUUUUAUUCUAAUUCUAGUAAAAUUGAUAGUGGUUUUUAAAUGUAGCAUAUCUUCUUUAGUCUGCUUAGGGAAGCAUUUAAUUCAUGUUUUUGGCGAGCUUUGCGGUGGGUCCAGACUAUACAUGGGUUCUUGAAAAACACAGAUUGGCUCCUUUCUGCAAGGCCUAGUUUCUUUGGGGAAGCCCUUCGUUGGGGCCUAAUUAGUUCACCUAAGAAGUCACUGGGUCAUUCACCAGUGUCCAACCAUGCUAGUGUUUGAAGGCGCUUGGUAAUGCUUUUUAAAUAAUACAGAAACGUGCGCCAUCUCAGUUCUGGGCAGAACCACAGAACCUGCUUACAGCUGGUUUAGAGAGUUUGGGGAAUGCGGGCUGCUGUGCAGUGAGGGAAUGAAUCCUUUGCGCGUGCCUGCUCUUCUGCCUCUGUCAGCCAAUGCUGGCCUCAGAGAAGCAGAGCUGGGGGCUGGGCCUGGUGGUGGUUUUUUCCUUCUCUUUUUUACAUUAGUUGCAAGAAUAGAUCCCUGGGUUAAGGGAGGCAUUUAUUUUACUGAACUGAUUCUAUAGACAUUUAUUUUAUUAAGAAAGUUGUCACUGGAACAAAGGGGCAGCUAUGAGACUCCUUGUGGUGCGACUCAGGACCUGAGGAGGUUGCGAAACUCUCCCUGCGAGAGCCUGACCUGCAGCCCGCAAGUGCUUGCGGGAGGGAGUCGUCUUGACUGCGUGAAGGUUUCUCCUUGGUUAUCAGAGUUGCAUUU
This is a messenger RNA of Octodon degus (degu), 2976 nucleotides long. It is a transcript of the gene Angel2, whose product is annotated as angel homolog 2. The coding region runs from base 456 to 2021 and encodes 521 amino acids. The record is from RefSeq and is a predicted model, not a curated record. Gene Ontology annotation, biological process: 3'-UTR-mediated mRNA stabilization. Gene Ontology annotation, molecular function: mRNA 3'-UTR binding; 3'-5'-RNA exonuclease activity. Lineage: Eukaryota; Metazoa; Chordata; Mammalia; Rodentia; Octodontidae. The transcript has 9 exons.